UUCAAAACGGUGACCGUCUUCAGUACUAAGGCUACAGCAAUAUAUUUUAUUAAUCUGUCUUUCAGGUGACAUCUUCAGGACUUUUAAGAACAUUUUGGCCACACGUGUGUCUCGCUAAAGUACGGAAAGUACGCAGUAGGUCUUGUAGAGGAACAAUUUGGCUUUGCCUAACAAGGUUCUUCACUGGUAUGCAGUAGUGCAUUUCAGCACUCAAGUAAUUCUUGCAAUACCCGUAUGGUGUAUGGUAAUCAUAAGUGCAAUCCUGCGAGAACGAAAUUAGUGCAGCAUGGUGAUUUGUCAAUUUUUCGACAACAGAUUUAAAUGGUGUACCGGAACUAGUUGUAGUUUCUGCUUCUGCUGCUCGUUCAAAGCCACUAAUUAAAUUGACGUUAUGAGUCAAUACCCUCUGGUCAGCCGUGGCAUUUCUUGGCGCACAAGCAAUGCAAGAUACUGAAAUAGUUUACCCAGUCGAACACAGGAUUACAGCAAAAAGGUGUUCAGUAGAGUACUCUAACAGGAAAGGUAAAUCUCAUUUUGAUGGUUCUUGGAAAAUUCAAGACGUGGGCAUUAAUAAGGGUCUUAGUAUGUGCCUUCAAAUAAACGACUACUGGACUCAAAAGACGUUUUAUACUGCUGUCUAGUAAUUCUUCAAAGACUUGAUGCCGCAAGUACACAGUGAUUCUUCAAAAAAUUUACCUGGAUACGUUGAGCCUGUUGUCUAUGUGAAGAUACUACGACGCAGCUGCAAUCUAGGUCUUUCAUUUCUUAGUGUGGG
This is a messenger RNA of Acanthoscelides obtectus, 775 nucleotides long. The record is from the annotation of a GenBank genome assembly. Lineage: Eukaryota; Metazoa; Arthropoda; Insecta; Coleoptera; Chrysomelidae.